This is a messenger RNA of Sciurus carolinensis (gray squirrel), 2008 nucleotides long. It is a transcript of the gene Cebpb, whose product is annotated as CCAAT enhancer binding protein beta. Lineage: Eukaryota; Metazoa; Chordata; Mammalia; Rodentia; Sciuridae. The coding region runs from base 434 to 1462 and encodes 342 amino acids. Gene Ontology annotation, molecular function: DNA-binding transcription factor activity, RNA polymerase II-specific; RNA polymerase II cis-regulatory region sequence-specific DNA binding. The record is from RefSeq and is a predicted model, not a curated record. The transcript has a single exon. Gene Ontology annotation, biological process: regulation of cell differentiation; regulation of transcription by RNA polymerase II; DNA-templated transcription.
GACCGCCCCCCGCGGUCGGGGGACACCCGGGAGGGCGCGCGGCCGAGUCCUGCCGGGCCGCCGCGCCCAGCCGCCGCCCUCCCGGGGGUCUCGGGCGGUCGCGGUCGUCGCGUUCCGGCGGCAGCGGGAGGGGCCGGGGCGGCCUCCAGUGACGCAGCGGUUACCAUGGUCCGCCUUAUAAAUAACCGGGCUCCGGAGAAACUUUAGCGAGUCAGAGCCGCGCACGGGACCGGGAAGGGGACCCAUCGGAGGGUCCAGCGCCAGCCCCCGCACUAAUAGCUGCCACCGGCAGCGGCGGCGGCGGUAGCAGCAGAAGCAGCAGCAGCGGCGGCGGCGGGGGCACAGAGGCGACAGCCCGGAGCCGGGAGGCCGCGCCACCUGCGGGCCGGCCGGAGCGGGCAGCCCCAGGCCCCCUCCCCGGGCACCCGCGUUCAUGCAACGCCUGGUGGCCUGGGACCCAGCAUGUCUCUCGCUGCCGCCGCCGCCUGCCUUUAAAUCCAUGGAAGUGGCCAACUUCUACUACGAGGCGGACUGCUUGGCUGCUGCGUACGGCGGCAAGGCGGCCCCCGCGGCGCCCCCUGCGGCCAGAGCCGGGCCGCGCCCCCCCGCCGGCGAGCUGGGCAGCAUCGGCGACCACGAGCGCGCCAUCGACUUCAGUCCGUACCUGGAGCCGCUGGGCGCGCCGCAGGCCCCGGCGCCGGCCACGGCCACCGACACCUUCGAGGCGGCUCCGCCCGCGCCCGCCCCCGCGCCCGCCUCCUCCGGGCAGCACCACGACUUCCUCUCCGACCUCUUCUCCGACGACUACGGGGGCAAGAACUGCAAGAAGGCGGCCGAGUACGGCUACGUGAGUCUGGGGCGCCUGGGGGCCGCCAAGGGCGCGCUGCACCCCGGCUGCUUCGCGCCCCUGCACCCGCCGCCGCCGCCGCCGCCCGCGGAGCUCAAGGCGGAGCCGGGCUUCGAGCCCGCGGACUGCAAGCGGAAGGAGGAGGCCGGGGCGCCGGGCGGCGGCGCAGGCAUGGCGGCGGGCUUCCCGUACGCGCUGCGCGCCUACCUCGGCUACCAGGCCGUGCCGAGCGGCAGCAGCGGGAGCCUGUCCACGUCCUCGUCGUCCAGCCCGCCCGGCACGCCGAGCCCCGCCGACGCCAAGGCGCCCCCGGCCGCCUGCUACCCGGGGGCCGCGCCGGCGCCCGCGCAGGUCAAGAGCAAGGCCAAGAAGACGGUGGACAAGCACAGCGACGAGUACAAGAUCCGGCGCGAGCGCAACAACAUCGCCGUGCGCAAGAGCCGCGACAAGGCCAAGAUGCGCAACCUGGAGACGCAGCACAAGGUCCUGGAGCUCACGGCCGAGAACGAGCGGCUCCAGAAGAAGGUGGAGCAGCUGUCGCGCGAGCUCAGCACCCUGCGGAACUUGUUCAAGCAGCUGCCCGAGCCCUUGCUCGCCUCCUCCGGUCACUGCUAGCGCGGCCCCCGCGCGCGUCCCCCUGCCGGCCGGCCGGCCCCCGCCGCCGCCCGGGCGGCGCCGGCAGAACUUGGGCGCCGGGGCGCCGGGCCGCGCGGGGAGCCGUGGGCAGACUCGCCGUUGUGUUCUCUGCCUACACUUUGGCCCGGGCCAGCGCACGUGCAAUGGCGCCCGCCGUGGGUCACUCGAGAGGAGACGUCGCUGCGCGGACGCGCUGGAACUCUGCCCCCGCCCCGCUGCGGGCGCCGGCGGGCGGCCGGUUCCGAGUUGAUGCAAUCGGCCGGCGGAACAUGGCCGAACGCGCGUGUACACGGGACUGACGCAACCCACGUGUAACUGUCAGCCGGGCCUGAGUAAUCGCUUAAAGAUGUUCCUCCGGGGUUGUUGCUGUUGAUGUUGUUUUCGUUGUUUUUUUGGUCUUUUUUGUAUUAUAAAAAAUCUAUUUCUAUGAGAAAAGAGGCGUAUGUAUAUUUUGGGAAUCUUUUCCGUUUCGAGCAUUAAGUAAGAACACUUUAAUAAACUUUUUUUGAGAAUGGUUAAAAAGCC